CACAACAGAAGAAGAAGACGUGACGUCAGCACGUUCUGCGUCAGUUGUUUGUGUUCUUCCUGAAGGAACUAGCUGGUGAUCCGAAAAAGAUGGAUUAAAUCACCAAAAAUAACAAAAUUUAAACAAAUGACAACACCUUUUGUAGAUUUAAGAUAUAAACUCGUUUCAUGUCUCAUCUAAAGCGUUAAAUCCGGUUGUGUUUACAAGCUGUCAGAGCCGUUGGUGUUGAGCAACGACAGGAACAAUGAUGGCGUCCAGCUACACCGCUAAAGAGGAGGACGGACACAUCACGGUGUCUGGCCCCGGGGCUCUGCGGAGCAGGAAGCCGGAGAACACGGCCUUUAAGCAGCAGAGACUGCCGGCCUGGCAGCCCAUCCUCACCGCGGGGACCGUGCUGCCAGCCUUCUUCAUCAUCGGACUGCUCUUCAUCCCCAUCGGCAUCGGACUCUUCGUCACCUCCAACAACAUCAAGGAGUUCGAGAUUGAUUACACAGGAGUGGACAUGUCCAGUCCCUGCUUCAACUGCUCCCAGAACUUCAGCUGGAACAGCACCAGGCCUUGCACCUGCACCAUCCCCUUCUACCUGGAGCAGCCUUAUGAGAGCAACGUCUAUGUGUAUUACGGCCUCUCCAACUUCUACCAGAAUCACCGUCGCUACGUCAAGUCCAGAGAUGACAGCCAGCUGAACGGAGACCCCAAAUCCCUCGUGGAACCCAGUAAGGAGUGUGAGCCGUACGCUUACCAUGAGAACAAACCCAUCGCGCCGUGUGGAGCUAUCGCCAACAGCAUGUUCAACGACACUUUGGAGCUGUUCUACAACGACCCCAACGGCACAAGGCUCCAGAUUCCUCUGAACACCACCGGCAUCGCCUGGUGGACCGAUAAGCACGUGAAGUUUGGAAACCCCGGAGGAAACAGCCCCAAUCUUACUGCCGCUUUCCAAGGAACAACGAAGCCGAUAAACUGGCGGCGCCCGGUGUAUGAUCUGGACGUUGACGAGGGCAACAACGGCUUCAUCAACGAGGACUUCAUCGUGUGGAUGAGGACGGCGGCGCUGCCGACCUUCAGGAAGCUCUACCGCAUCAUCAACAAGAAGAGCGGCAUGGUGCCCACCCUGCCCCGGGGGAACUACUCGCUGGAGGUCGUCUACAAUUACCCCGUGCGCAGCUUCGAGGGCAGGAAGCGGAUGAUCCUGAGCACCAUCUCCUGGAUGGGGGGGAAGAACCCGUUCCUAGGCAUCGCGUACAUCACCGUGGGCUCCGUCUGCUUCUUCCUGGGCGUCGUGCUGCUCGUCAUCCACCACAAGUGUGGCAACAGGAACAACAGCGCCGACAUUUCCAACUGAGGCAGCGGCCGCCUCCAGCUCUGGGUAAACCUCCUCCAGAGACCAAGUGCAGUUACGGAGAGCUGGAGUGUAGUCCUGUUGCAUGCUGGGAAACUGAGUUCUACAUGUGAUCACUGAGCUGCUUGAACGGCUCGUCUUUGUGCCUCGUACCGUCUGUGAAGCCUCCUGUGAUCUGAAAUCCUGCUUUUUAAACGUGCGUCAGAGGGAACACUAACAUGUUUAUUUUUGUGUAUUUAUUUAUCAGAGAUGUUUGCAUUGUGAAGCCUGUUAUUUGCACGCCACACCUCAGGGGGGGGUUGAGUCUAAAACUGGGGGUAAAGGUCUCUGUUUUGAUGAUCUGUACAUAGCAGAUGUGUAGACCUACUGCAGAGAAAUGCACAUUAACGUGUCGUGGCUUUAUUCAUCGUCCAUGCAAUAAUGACACAGAAGCAGCAUGAUAGAGCCGUGACGCAGUGCUAAAUGUUUACCUGUUGUACUCCGCAUUCACAAUACUGACAGUGACCCUAAUGCACACAUGUACCUUUACACCCGAAUCCUGCCAUGUUCAGCUCCUCCUCAGCAGCUGAGGUUAAUCCAAUCUACGCCGCAUGUUGAAAUGUGCCGAGUUAAAAUGUGUUUUUAUGUUCUUUUUAAUGCAUUUCUUCGAGACAAAUUUGGUUUACAUUUCUUUUGAUACUCCAUCCGUGUUGUGUUGUUGCUUUAAAACAAUAAAAAGGUCAAUUGAAUUGA
Messenger RNA from Eleginops maclovinus (Patagonian blennie), 2074 nucleotides. RefSeq names its product cell cycle control protein 50A-like. The record is from RefSeq and is a predicted model, not a curated record. Bases 245 to 1345 code for a protein of 366 amino acids. The transcript has 8 exons. Gene Ontology annotation, cellular component: endoplasmic reticulum; Golgi apparatus; plasma membrane. Lineage: Eukaryota; Metazoa; Chordata; Actinopteri; Perciformes; Eleginopidae.